Lingula anatina is the source of this 1061-nucleotide messenger RNA. RefSeq lists its product as uncharacterized. The record is from RefSeq and is a predicted model, not a curated record. Lineage: Eukaryota; Metazoa; Brachiopoda; Lingulata; Lingulida; Lingulidae.
CCCCACAGAUCGAAGAUAUAAACGCCAAAUAUCCGAAAGAGACUGUCAAAGAGACAGCGGUGUCAAGAUCGUUCCUGGCUAGCACAAAAUGGUGAAGUGGUUUAGACUGAAGUGCCCAUGUCCUGUUACAGGCUGCCCUAACAGCCAGGGAAGACUGCUUGAAUGGGUUUGUGCAAGGGACAAUGACGCCAUGUAUAUCAACGAGAACGGCAUACUGGCGUGUACGCACGAUAAACAUGUAGACAAAAUUAUUAACUGGAAAUUCGAUUGCGGGGAUAGAAGAGGACCACACAAAUACGAACACUACCAAAGUCCCGACUAUGAGGGUUUCACGCAUGCAAUGGCUAUGGCAUUACCACAUAUGGGCGAAGCCGGGGCAGACUGGGUUCUUUCCCUAGUUAACGCGGUGAGAAUCCAAUAUGGGAAGUGAAAAAUCUCACCAACAUAUGACAAAAUACCUAUACAGGAACUGAUAAUGAUUGUGAAGUGAACAUUCUGAAUAAUGUCAGGACUUGGAUUUUUUUAUUCACUCCUCCAAACUUGAUGAAACUGACGGAAGAUAUUAAAAACAAAAUGCUUUAGAGCUGGAGUGAGGAGUGGGUGAAGUUCUUAGGCGGAUCUUGGGUUGGGGUCGGUGCAGAUGGCACGUGUCACCCUCACUGUAGCUCUACCCUAUACGUGCUUCCGUUGUUAUCAACACAUGAUAUGUCAAGCAAAAUUUUGUUGAUAAACCUUUGUGCAAGCGUUUAAUUAUAGUUUUUUUUUUCGGGGACUUUCCUUUGUCAUCGCGCAGGUCACUUAAUUGUAUGUAACAUUCUAAACUCUAUAUGCAUUCCAUUAUUACAGGGAUAUACACUAACGUGAAUGACGCAAGAACUGUUUGGGUAGUGAAUGACGCAUCCAUAAAUGCACUGAUGAUGACUAAGAUGAUGCACUUUAUAAAAUAAAUAAACUGUGAAAAACAAGCAGCAGCUUUUGUAUUGAUGGUAAAAAAAGUUGUCUUGUGUCAAAGUAACCAAUGAUUGAACGAAUAUGAUCAUAUUUAAUUAUUAUACUUAUAA